UCCAAAGAAUGAAGAUUUUUAUAAUAAUUGAUGUUGUCCUUGCAGCUAGCUUGAUGGAUGCCACUAGCAGCUCUGAUCUACAGAACUGUUUGCAAGAGCAUAUACAACUUCAGGGCCAGGUGAGGCUUCUGGAACAUCGUGUGAAACAGCAGCAGUUAAAAAUUAUACAGCUUUUGGAGAAGAAAGAGAUUCAGUACAGUGACAGAGGAGAUGAAAACAGCGUCAUUGACUUGGGAGGAAAAAGACAGUAUUCAGAUUGUGCAGAAAUCUACAAUGAUGGUCAUAAGCAAAGUGGAUUUUAUAAGAUGAAACCUACCCAGAGUCCUACUGAAUUCCUUGCCUUCUGUGACAUGUCUGAAGGAGGUGGUUGGACUGUUUUUCAGCGACGUUCUGAUGGCAGCCAGAAUUUUGAUAGAGUCUGGACUGACUAUGAAAAAGGCUUUGGAAAUUUUGUUUUGACAAAUGGUGAAUAUUGGCUUGGAAAUAAAAAUCUUCAUUAUUUGACUGAUCAAGGGAACUAUACUUUAAGAAUUGAUCUAACUGAUUUUGAAGGAGAAAGGCGUUUUGCACAAUAUGCAAGAUUCAGAGUUGCAGGUGAAGAGCAUUCUUAUGAGAUGAGUUGUGGCGAAUACUCCGGUACAGCUGGUGAUUCCCUUACUGGUGGAUUUCAUCCUGAAGUAAAGUGGUGGGCUGAUCAUCGAGGAAUGAAAUUCAGUACUAAAGACAGGGAUAAUGACAACUAUGAAGGGAACUGUGCUGAAGAGGAAAAGGCUGGCUGGUGGUUUAACAGGUGUCACUCUGCCAACUUGAACGGUUUGUACUACAAAGGCCCCUACACUGCAGAGACAGACAACGGGAUUGUGUGGUACACUUGGCACGGCUGGUGGUAUUCUCUGAAAUCCGUUGUCAUGAAGGUCAGACCAGCAGACUUUGAACCUAAUAUUGUUUAA
Messenger RNA from Mesitornis unicolor (brown roatelo), 950 nucleotides. RefSeq names its product fibrinogen-like 1 (gene FGL1). The transcript has 7 exons. The record is from RefSeq and is a predicted model, not a curated record. NCBI's taxonomy places the organism in Eukaryota, Metazoa, Chordata, Aves, Mesitornithiformes, Mesitornithidae. Gene Ontology annotation, biological process: regulation of immune response; negative regulation of T cell activation. The coding region runs from base 9 to 950 and encodes 313 amino acids.